Molecule: messenger RNA, 1830 nt
Organism: Diaporthe citri
Lineage: Eukaryota; Fungi; Ascomycota; Sordariomycetes; Diaporthales; Diaporthaceae
Exons: 3
Coding region: 1-1830 (609 amino acids)
Biological process (GO): transmembrane transport; oligopeptide transport
Cellular component (GO): fungal-type vacuole; plasma membrane
Molecular function (GO): tripeptide transmembrane transporter activity; dipeptide transmembrane transporter activity
Source: RefSeq, a predicted model, not a curated record
AUGGACCACGAAUCGAGCGCAGCGGAGCUUCAUGCUACCGCGGUUGAGCCUCGCCUCCAUGACAAGAAGGACCACAAGGACAUGGCCGGUGGCAUCGAGCCAGUCGGCCACGAGCAGGGUCUCUCCAGCGGGGACGCUGCAAGCUUUGUGACGGCGGACGGAGACGAGCCCUCCGACGAGGAGAAGCAGAACCUGCGCAAGGUCGCCGACAAGCUGCCGUGGGCCGCCUUCCUCGUCUGCAUCAUCGAGCUUUGCGAACGGUUUACGUAUUACGGCCUCUCCGGCCCUUUUCAGAACUACAUCGAGAAUAGCCGCAACGACGCCCUUCCUGGUGCCAUUGGCCUGGGCCAAAGCGGAGCUACAGGCUUGACGAAUUUCUUCCAGUUCUGGUGCUACGUGACUCCAGUGCUUGGCGCCGUGGUCAGUGACCAGUACCUAGGAAAAUACUGGACCAUCUUCUACUCAGCCGUUAUCUACAUCGUCGGAAACCUGAUCCUGUUCCUGACCUCCCUGCCCGUCGCCAUCGAGAAUGGCGCUGCUCUGGGAGGCCUCAUCGCGGCGAUGAUCGUCAUCGGUCUGGGCACCGGAGGCAUCAAGUCCAACGUUUCGCCAUUGAUCGCGGAGCAGUACGACAACACGGUGCCGUUCGUGAAGACGCUCAAGUCCGGUGAGAGGGUCAUCGUGGAUCCCGCAACUACCAUCAAGAGGAUCUACAUGAUUUUCUACAUGAUGAUCAACAUCGGCAGUCUCUCCAGCAUCGCUACUACCGAACUCGAGGCUAACGUUGAUUUCUGGGCCGCGUACCUCCUUCCGUUCUUGAUGUUCCUCAUCGGGAUGGCGGUUUUGGUUGCCGGAAAGUCGAAAUACAAGCUGCGGCCUCCCCAGGGGAGUGUUAUCCCCAAGGCAUUCAAAAUCAUCUGGAUUGCCUUCACCCACAAGGGCAACUACGACGCCGCCAAGCCCGAAUACCACGAGGAGCUCUGCACCGGCCGCAAGUACGAGAUUACCUGGGAUAGCAUCUUUGUCGAGGAAGUCAAGAGGGCCCUGGUCGCCUGCAAGGUCUUCGUUUUCUACCCGAUCUACUGGGUGGUCUACAGCCAGAUGCUCAACAACUUCAUCUCGCAAGCCGGCCAGAUGAGCCUCCACGGAAUCCCCAACGAUCUCAUGCAGAAUUGGGAUCCAAUUACCAUUAUUAUUUUCAUCCCUAUCUGCGACUACUUCCUCUACCCCGGACUGAACAAGCUGGGCUUCAAGAUGCUGCCGAUCACGCGCAUCUUCUGGGGCUUCAUGCUCGCCAGCGGCGCCAUGGCAUACGCGGCCGGCGUCCAGAAGAUGAUCUACAACUCCGGGCCCUGCUACGAGCAGGUCGCCGCCUGCCCCGCCGCCCUGCAGUCGGACGGCACCUACGCGCCCAACGACAUCCACGUCGCCAUCCAGGCCCCCGCCUACCUGCUCAUCGGCCUCUCCGAGAUCUUCGCCAGCAUCACCGGCCUCGAGUACGCCUUCACCAAGGCCCCCGCGAGCAUGAAGUCGUUCAUCAUGUCGCUGUUCCUGCUGACCAACGCGUUCGGCUCGGCCCUCUCGAUCGCCCUCUCGCCCACGGCCGUCGACCCCAAGCUGCUCUGGAUGUACACCGGGCUGUGCGUCUCGUGCUUCCUUGCUGGUAUCAUCUUCUGGCUGCUGUACAGCAGGUACAACGACACGGAGCAAUCGAUGAACGACCUCGAGAAGUUCACCGAGAAGCCCAAGGCGAUUGGGGAGGAGGAGUCGGCGGACCGUGACCUUGAGAAGGUCACGACGACGUCUACCACCGCUAGAGCGAAGAGCUGA